UUUUUAUCCUCACUGGCACCCGUACCUCUAGAAAGGUAGCAAGAUGGCUGCGGAGCCGAACAAGACAGAAAUUCUGACCAUUUUUAAAAGACUACGGUCUAUUCCAACUAACAAGGCGUGCUUUGACUGUGCUGCCAAGAACCCCAGCUGGGCCAGUAUACCAUAUGGAGUGUUCCUGUGCAUCGACUGCUCUGGCAUUCAUCGCUCUCUCGGAGUGCACCUCAGCUUUAUCAGAUCCACUGAGCUCGACUCCAACUGGAACUGGUUUCAGCUGAGAUGUAUGCAGGUCGGAGGCAACGCCAACGCGACGGCCUUCUUCCGUCAGCAUGGCUGCUCCACCAACGACACUACCGCCAAGUACAACAGCCGCGCGGCACAGAUGUACCGAGAGAAGAUCCGACAGCAAGCAAACACGGCACUGUCCAAAUAUGGGUCUAACCUGUGGAUCGACCAAUCCAGUGUGAGCAGCCAGCCUGCCGCCCCAGAGAAGAGACAGGCAGACUUCUUUACUGAGCAUACUCAGCCUUCAAACAGCUGGGACGCGACGGCUCCUUCCCUGACAGAACACAAUGGAACCCUCACUCCUCAACUAUUGGAGGACACACCCAAAGCCCCCCACACCGCCAGCACUCAGCUGGAGGAAGGACCAAGCAUUGAGGGACUGAGCACUGAGCAAUCUCCCAAAGUCACUAUGGAGGACUCCAUGCGUUUGUCGUCAGAUCAACCACAGCUACCCAAAGAUGUGAAGCAAUCCAUCAUUGGGAAAAAGAAGCCCAGCACUACUAAGAAAGGGCUGGGUGCUAAGAAGGGCCUGGGGGCCCAGAAGGUGAGCAGUAAGAGCUUCUCAGAGGUGGAGAAACAGGCCCAGGUAGCCGAGAAGCAGAGAGAGGAGCAAGCAGCUGAUGCUAAGAAACAGGCAGAGGAGUCCAUUGUGGCCUCCAUGCGCCUGGCCUACAAGGAGCUGGAGAUUGACAGGAAGAUGGAGAACAAGAAGAUGCAGAACAUGGAGGGUAAGAAGAGAGAGCAGGCUGAGAGACUGGGCAUGGGCUUCGGCAACCGCAGCACCAUAUCUCACUCAGUGAUGUCAGAGAUGCAGGUGAUUGAGCAGGAGACGCCCUCAGGGGCCAAGUCCUCGCCUCGCUCCAAACUGGACAUGUUGGAUGAACCGGGCUUCUCCUCCGGACCCCCUAAGUACAAGGACAACCCGUUCACGGCGGGCGACGGCUUCGGCUCGCGGUGGGACUCUGAUGGGGGAGUGGCCUCCUUCACCUCCUCCUGGGCCCUGGAGAAUGAGGAGCCUAAAGAGGAGGUGACAAUCUCCAGCAUCCAGCCUAUCGGAGAACGACCCAGUCGGCGGAAGGCGGAGGCGGCGGCGCCCGUGUCCGAGUCGAGCGAGGCCCGGCAGAAGUUUGCCAACGCCAAGGCCAUCUCUUCCGACAUGUUCUUUGGCCGCGAGAGCUAUGCCGAGUAUGAGGCCAAGACACGUCUGGAGGGCCUGUCUGGCAACACGUCCAUCAGCUCUGCUGACCUGUUUGGGGACGGAGUGACCGUGACACAGGGGCAGCAGGUUAUGAGAGUGUGCUGCCGACGGGACCGGACAUUGCUCAGUUCAAACAGGGGGUGAAGACUGUGGCGGGCAAGAUGG
Molecule: messenger RNA, 1645 nt
Organism: Oncorhynchus masou masou (cherry salmon)
Lineage: Eukaryota; Metazoa; Chordata; Actinopteri; Salmoniformes; Salmonidae
Gene: arfgap2
Product: ADP-ribosylation factor GTPase activating protein 2
Exons: 15
Coding region: 44-1624 (526 amino acids)
Biological process (GO): COPI coating of Golgi vesicle
Molecular function (GO): GTPase activator activity
Source: RefSeq, a predicted model, not a curated record